AUGGAAAUAAUGGAUUCUGAUAGGAAUACUAUUAAAAUAGGCGAUUACGUUGUGGUGCAGAGGCAAGGCUAUACGAAGUUACACAAACUAAAAGCUCACAGUAAACUAAUUUUGGGUUCGUUCAACAUCGAAAUGGACAAUAUCGUUAAUGAGAAAUAUUCCGACACGUUUCAAAUGAAAAACACGCCCGGUAAUAAGAAGCACUACAUUUUGGAAAAGGUGCAACAAAUAAAUUCGCCCGUCGAAACGCUAAACAUCGAAAAAUCCGGCUCCGAUAACAGACACAUAACCAACGAUAACGAAAUCUCGCAGGUAUUAACCAAAGAGGACAUAGACAAAUUGAAGGACGAAGAAUUAAAUUCCAACAACAUCGUCGGACAGCUCGUAAACAAUUCGAAAACGUUCUCGAUGAAGACCGAAUACAGCCAAGAAAAAUACAUCAAGAAAAAGGAGAAGAAAUAUUUCGAAUACGUCCAAAUCAAGAGACCUACCAUUCGAAUCCUGGCGCAAAUGUUUUACAGACAGGACCCCACGAAAACUUUAGGCAUAAGAAUAGAUGAUUUAUCUCAAAUACUAGCGUACGCCAACAUACAUUCCGAAGGUAAUGUUGUUCUAUACGACAGCGGUACCUCGGGAUUGAUGUCGGCAGCUCUAAUGAACGCUUUAGGUCAUAGCUCGACGGGCCAAUUAAUUCACAUGCACCCCGGUAACGAGUGCCAAAGAAACGCUUUCAUUGCCAUGCAGUUUCCUAAAGAACAAAGCGAGAGGUGCAUCAACGUGAAUUUGUACUCGGUACUGAGGUGCUUCUAUCAACAAAAAAAUACGUUCCAAGAACAGGAAGAAAUAGAGGAACCCGAAGCUAAACGACAGAAGACUGAGGAGACAUCUGCUCAAAAAAAAUCAUGGCAAUUAGACAACGAAAGGGCCUGUAAAAUUCUAAACGAAAAAGUCGAUUGUUUGAUAAUCACGGCGAAAGAGCAUCCAGUUAAUAUUGUGAAAGAAUUAAUUCAGUUUCUAAACGGUAACCGAAACCUCGUAGUAUUCAGACGCACCCAGAAGUAA
Molecule: messenger RNA, 1062 nt
Organism: Phyllotreta striolata
Lineage: Eukaryota; Metazoa; Arthropoda; Insecta; Coleoptera; Chrysomelidae
Source: the annotation of a GenBank genome assembly